This is a messenger RNA of Meloidogyne enterolobii, 366 nucleotides long. The record is from the annotation of a GenBank genome assembly. NCBI's taxonomy places the organism in Eukaryota, Metazoa, Nematoda, Chromadorea, Rhabditida, Meloidogynidae.
AUGGCCAUUAAAAAAAGUUUUUCAAGAUCAUCUGGUAAUAAAAUAAUCCAGCAGACUCCAAACUUUGAUUUUUUCAAUUAUGCGAGUAUUUUGAGACCUGUUCAAAUUUGGCAUUUGCCUCAAAUAUUUAUUAAUGAUAUUAAAUUAAUUGCUGAUUGUUAUGGAAAUUUAUCCUAUUCAAUUGAAAUUAAUGAAAAAUUACAAAUUUUACCAAAAAUAAUUGUUACAAUUUCUUAUGGGAAUAAAAUUGUUGCUUUAAUGGAAGGGCUAAACAAUGAAACUAAAUUAGAGAAAGCUAAUUUAUGGUGGCCUAGAGGAAUGGGAAAACCUAAUCUUUAUAUAGCUGAGGUAUCUAAAUUUAUAUAA